Molecule: messenger RNA, 1322 nt
Organism: Lotus japonicus
Lineage: Eukaryota; Viridiplantae; Streptophyta; Magnoliopsida; Fabales; Fabaceae
Product: protein SRG1-like
Exons: 4
Coding region: 6-1085 (359 amino acids)
Source: RefSeq, a predicted model, not a curated record
UAGCCAUGGAAGAAAUAAAAAACUCAUAUGGAACUUCUCUUCUGGUUCCAUCAGUUCAAGAAUUGGCUCAAGAAAAAAUUUCAACCGUUCCACCCAGAUACAUUCAGCCUCAACAACAGGACAUCUUGGGCAUCUCUGAAUCUGAUGUUAUCCUUGAGAUUCCAGUGGUUGAUAUGCAGAGCUUGCUUUCUGCAGAAUCUGGGAGCUCAGAGUUGUCUAAGCUUCACCGUGCUUGUAAAGAAUGGGGAUUCUUCCAGCUGGUAAACCAUGGAGUUAGUUCUUCCUUGCUGGAAAAAGUUAAGUUGGAGAUUCAAGAUUUCUUCAACCUUCCAAUGUCAGAGAAGAAAAAGUUUUGGCAGACUCCACAACACAUUGAGGGAUUUGGACAAGCAUUUGCUAUCAGUGAAGACCAGAAACUUGAUUGGGCUGAUAUGUUCUUUAUGACCACCCUUCCUAAGCACUCUAGAAUGCCCCACUUAUUUCCACAACUCCCUCUUCCUAUCAGGGACACUUUAGAGCUAUACUCACAAGAGCUAAAAAAUCUAGUUAUGAUUAUUGUUGAAUAUAUGGGAAAAGCUCUGAAGAUGGAAGAAACAGAAAUGAGAGAGUUAUUUAAAGAUGGGAUGCAGUCAAUGAGGAUGAACUAUUACCCACCAUGUCCACAACCAGAGAAGGUUAUUGGCCUAACACCCCAUUCAGAUGGAGUAGGUCUCACCAUCCUCCUACAAAUCAAUGAAGUGGAAGGGCUCCAGAUAAGGAAAGAUGACAUGUGGAUUCCUGUUAAACCCCUUCCUAAUGCCUUCAUUGUAAACGUUGGGGAUGUACUUGAGAUUGUAACUAAUGGGAUUUACAAAAGUAUUGAGCAUCGUGCAACAGUGAACUCUGGAAAAGAAAGGCUUUCAGUUGCAACAUUCUACACACCAAGACAUGAUGGAGAGAUAGGUCCCGCUGCAAGCUUGAUCACUGAACAAACACCAGCACGGUUCAAAAGAAUUGGGUUCGAGGAGUUCUUCAGGAACCUAUUUGCUCGCAAACUUGAUGGAAAGUCUUACCUAGAUUCCUUAAGAGUGGAGCAUCACAAGUAGUGAAGUGGUUCAAAUUACUAGUUUUCUCAUUUCUGUAAUUUCACAUGUCAUUGCUAGAACUUGGCUUGUUACUAAGAAAUCAGAACAUAAAGAAGCCUUGUUGUAAACCAUGAGUAAUAAGGCCUUGCUUGAGUGGUCACAUUAAUCUAAUGCUUCUUCCUAAAAUCAGGAAUCACCAUAGUGUCCUGUUCUUGCUAUAGUUUUUGUUGUGUGCAAGAUUGCAAAGAAGAUAAGUGU